Messenger RNA from Odontomachus brunneus, 2217 nucleotides. RefSeq names its product aromatic-L-amino-acid decarboxylase-like. Gene Ontology annotation, molecular function: pyridoxal phosphate binding; aromatic-L-amino-acid decarboxylase activity. Gene Ontology annotation, biological process: catecholamine metabolic process; amino acid metabolic process. Bases 697 to 2217 code for a protein of 506 amino acids. The transcript is spliced from 10 exons. NCBI's taxonomy places the organism in Eukaryota, Metazoa, Arthropoda, Insecta, Hymenoptera, Formicidae. The record is from RefSeq and is a predicted model, not a curated record.
CUAGAGCUUGCGGCUCCCGGGGGUGCAGUGGACGCGGAUGCCGUACCGGAGGAUCCGGUUCGGAAUAGUGUUGGUUCGAAGAACGUGACCGAGAGGAUUGCACCAACGUACAUGAAAUUCGCGAGCACUUAUUUCGCGAUUGAAUUUGCUAUCGUCUCAAUCAUCGAUUCCUUAAGUUCUCUACACGUUACGAGUCGCACAGUAUCAUUUCGAUCGAAAUUAUCACAAAAUCUGGCAUAAAUAUUUGUCGUCUCGUUUAAAAAUUGGAACGCUUCCGAAACGAAAACUUCGCCUUCGACAAAGUACAUUCGUCCAAGAAGCGGGAUGUUUUUGUUUCCUUUCUCGAUCCUUUGUCGAAGACGCCGAGGUCUACUUGCAAUUGUUUACACGAUUCGUGACACGCGGGUGAACGAUUCUUCGCAGACUAGGAUUUAUCGCGUUUGCACUUUUAAUCGAAUCCGUAAGCGCCAUUAAAAUUGCUACGUUCGCGAGUGAAGUGCAGUACAGUACAGUAUGGUGCAACGAAUCAAGAGUGAUGGUCGCGGAGCGACAGUUAGACACCACGGAUGUGGGACAAGGAUGCUGAACGGAUGCAGAGAUGGAUUUCGUCGAUGGACCUGGACGGUGUACGUUACGGGACGUCGAGAAAUGCUGCUGUGAGUGUGAUUCUAUAAUUUGGAACAUCGGACUAUAAAUAUGGACACAUCGGAAUUCGUGGAAUUCGCCAAGACGGUUAUUGACUUCGUCGUGGAUUAUACUAACAAUUUGAGAGACCGAGAUGUUCUGCCCAGUGUGGAACCAGGCUAUCUCAGCAAACUGUUACCAGAAGAGGCGCCGCAUAGAGCGGAAAAGUGGCAGGAAGUGCUCAAAGAUGUGAAGCAAUAUAUUGUACCGGGAAUGACACAUUGGAACUCGCCGAAUUUCUAUGCAUUUUAUCCAACCGGUAAUUCUUAUCCCUCGCUGGUGGGCGAAAUCUUAAGCAACAUGUUCGGCUGCGUGGGUUUUUCGUGGAUAACGUCUCCUGCUUGCACCGAGCUCGAGAUGAUCGCCUGCAAUUGGCUCGGCAAAAUGUUGGGUCUACCUAGUGAGUUUUUACGUCACAACGAUGGACAAGGUGGUGGAGUCAUACAGGGAUCCGCCAGUGAAUCUACCUUUCUGUGUCUACUGGCCGCGAAAGAUUAUAUGACGCGUCAUAUGAAAACUCUUUACCCGGACAUGGAUGAGCAUCUCAUUAAAUCCAAGCUAGUCGCAUAUACUUCUGAUCAGUCAAACAGUUCGGUAGAGAAGGCAGGGGUUUUAGGAUCGGUGUCAAUGAGGCUGUUACCAGUGGAUGAUAAGUGCUCUCUGCGCGGAGAAAUCUUAAAGAAAGCGAUAAAGGAGGAUGUGGAGAAAGGUUUCAUUCCGUUUUACGUCGUCGCAACUUUAGGAACAACCGGUACGUGCGCCUUUGACAAUCUCGACGAAAUAGGACCUAUUUGUAAGCAGUAUGAUAUAUGGCUACACAUCGACGCCGCUUACGCAGCUGCCGCGUUCGUCUGUCCCGAAUAUCGUUACUUGAUGUCUGGAGUUGAGUAUGCGGAUUCCUUCAACAUGAAUGCGCAUAAAUGGUUGCUGGUGAAUUUCGAUGCCUCGAUAUUGUGGGUGAAGGAUUCGAGACGACUCGUGCAAGCGUUUAAUAUUAAUAGGAUAUAUUUGCCUUUAGAGAAGGAUGUCGUACCUGAUUAUAGACACUGGCAAAUUCCUCUGGGUCGGCGUUUCCGUUCGUUAAAAUUGUGGUUCGUCAUGCGCAUAUACGGAGUAGAGGGACUUCAGGAGUACAUUAAACACGGUAUCAAGUUAGCGCGUCUCUUUGAGAGCUAUGUGAAAUCGGACGAUAGAUUUGAAAUAGUAACCAAGGCUGUCCUGGGUCUCGUUUGUUUUCGAAUAAAGGGUGAUAACAGUUUGACCAAGGAGCUCUUAGAUCGUCUACAAGCCAGAAAGAAAAUCUAUCUCAUCGCCGCGUCUUAUCAAAAUAAAUUUAUCGCCCGAUUCGUCGUGGGUAAUCAACGUUGUCAGGAGCAAGAUAUCAUGUUCGCCUGGAACGAGAUAACCACCCAAACGACAGAAAUCUUGCGCGAGAACUCGAUUGACAGCUCCAUAAAAUUAAGGAAUGAAAUCGGGACGAAAAUAGAGAUUUUGAAUAUAGAGACGAAGGAUGUCUCACCGAAAAUAUCAUAA